Symbiodinium natans is the source of this 993-nucleotide messenger RNA. The record is from the annotation of a GenBank genome assembly. NCBI's taxonomy places the organism in Eukaryota, Dinophyceae, Suessiales, Symbiodiniaceae.
AUGGGCAAGAAGCGGAAAGACAGCGACAGCGACGAUAAGAAGAAGAAGAAAAAGAAAGACAAGGAUCCAGCUGGGGUCGCAAAGAAAGAGUCGAGCAGCAGCGACAGCAGCAGUGAGGAGGAGGAGACCCAGAGCCUUGGUCUGCAAGAUGUGAACGUGACACAACGUGCAUGUGUUCUGGGCCAAUCGGAGUUCAUUGGUCAGGCAGAGCUUGCCGCCACGUCCAAGGAGUCAAAGGUGCCCGAAUUUGAGCCUCCUCCUGUCAACCUAGAUGCGCUGCCGCCUGUGGAGGCAGAAGGCAUCUUGCGGUUCGAGUUCACACCGGAGGAAGAGGGACCACUGGGCCUUCGAUUCUCCGGCGGAUCUCCGCCGAUGAUCUUGUCUGUGGCCCCUGACUCCUUCGCCAGCAAGAAGGGAGUCCCCGUGAACCAUGAGGUCCAUGCUCUCAACGGGCUGGCGCUGGUCCAGCAGAACCAGCAGCGGGUGAUGCACUUCCUGAAGAGCCGGCCAUUGGUGCUGGAUGUGCGGCCUCUAGGCUGGAAACCUGCGGAGAAGAUGAAGGAGCUAAAGCGCAAGCAGCAGCAGGAAGAGGCAGAGCAAAAGGCAAAGAUGGCCGUUGAGAAGAAACGCCGUGAGCAGGUGGCCAAAGAGGCUGCCGAGGAGGCCCAGCGGCAAGCCGAAGAGAAGGCCAUUCGGGAGGAGAAGGAAAGGGUCGAGCGGGAGGAGAUGCUGGCGCGUGCGAGGGAAGCUCACAAGGAGCAACGGGAGAAGGAGGAGGAGUUCCGCAAGGCCCUGAAUAGCGAUCCGGCAGAGUUGCGGAAAGCGGCUGAGGACAUCAUGGAGGCCGAGUACGGCACCGAAAUCAAGGUGCCCGGCCGCCGGGGCCUGCCACUCCGGCUUUUGACGCGCCGCAAGGAAGUGGCCUGGAUCUGGGCCGGAGAGGCGCAGGAACUGAUUGGCGGAGGUGCGCCGGAUGACACGUUCACGCAGUAG